AUUCCCAACUUACGCGAUUCUGAAACAAAUUUUUGCGAUAUCGUAGAUUCUAACACUUCUUCCGCUCUUCAAGGUUUCGAUAAGAACGUACUUCUUGUAGAUUCAAAAUUUUCAUUCUCUAAAGCGUCAGAUACUUCUCUAAAACAAGGCAGUGAAAAAAUUCGUCCCAACACGGAGCCGAUAGUUAAAAUUUCUCCUCCCACGCCAUUGAAAAAAUCGCCAAAAAUUGACGCAGUCACAAUUACUGAAAACAUAGAAGAACAUACGCUUACUGCUGUUAAAAAUAAAUCGACGAGGAGAAAAGUAGAUCUGUGUGAAGAAUCUCUUGAUGUUCCUCCCAAAAAUUCUAUCAUGCCACAUGACGGAUUGGGGAAUGGAAAAGUGUACUCAAAGAGGACGUGCCCCUUUCACAAACACGAGCCCGCGGUGAAAAUUUUCGACGACGAUAUCGAGAAAUAUUUGUCAGACGAUCCGAGAGCAAGCGUGUUGUUGGAACAGAAAUUGAACAAAUUGCCGCUAUUGCCGAAUGCCUCUAAACACAAUAAAAUUAAAAACAAAAUAACCUCUGCCAAGAAUGAAAAGAUUGAAAUGAAUGCUUUCUCGCGAAAAGAGUUGGAGUAUUAUUCGGAUAAUGUUAUUGAUUUAACGGCGAGAGAAAUUAUAAAGGUCAAAUCUAAAACUAAAGAGAAUGAUGCACUCAAUAAACAGCGCAACCUUAAAUCGGAUGUUCUUAUACCAAAUCUUAAACUUUCUAUCGGCAAAAGAUCAAUAAAGGAGAAAAAUAGUUUAAAAAUUGCAUCGUUUCCAAAACUGUAUCAUUCUCAAAACAGAAUUAAAAUAGGUUCAGAUAAAUCAAUAGCAAAGUCUCUGAAGUCACAUAAAUAUACAGUUGAUGCCAGAACGUCAGAAUUUUUAACUUAUUCGCAACAAUACGCAUAUAAAGCUUUGAGACACUUAACGCUUGACAAAAGUUUAAAUUUCAAGACCAAAAUGUGGAUAGAGACAUCGGAUAAAUCACGCGCCUCCACCGACAGAUCGAUAGUAGAUACGGACGACAAGUCAGACGUUGCUGAGAGCGAAAGUCCCGAAUCUGGGACUCGCAGCCCAGAAUUUCCUUUCUUCCUUGAAGUGCAAAAAAGAUUGAAGGAAACAUUGGAUAUAAAUGUCGAAAAACAUAAAUACAAGCUGUUGAGAUCCAGCUCUGACAAGUCGUCAAUGAUUCCCGCGAAAUCGUUGGCCAAGUCCGCGUUCAGCACAAAGUUCGCUAGAUAUGAAAUCUGGGAAAGCCCUUCGGCGAGCAUUUUAGACGCCAUUCCAAAAGUGUCAUGCUUUCGACGCAAAAACUGCGAUAGAUGCUUGUCCUGCAUGCAUAAAUCUCGGCGGAAAAUGGACGAAAUCAAAGAUAUCUCUUCGCGAACAACACCGCUAACGAAAAUAGAAGGAAAAGACGACAGCGAAUCCAGUUCCGACGAACUUCCGGAAUUUUCUGGAGAAUUGCGAAAAAUAUAUUUGCGGAAAAAAGUUAAGUAUCGUGAAAAAAUUGAGGAUCUAUCAAGUAAAUCGAUGUCAGACGAACAGCAUCGAGUAGAACAAGAGGACACCGUGAUUUCAAUGAAGAUCGAUUCAGAUCAAUCUAAAGGUAAAACACCGAAGCCUACUGAAAACUUAUUGUCGAAAGAUUCCAAGAGUUUGAAAGCCAUUUCUAGUUCAAUCUCGAUAUCGUCGGAGAAGUCGAAAGUUUCGUCCUCGGACGCGCACACAUCCGACGAUGAGACAUCAUCUCCGCUGGCACUGGAUAAUGAUCCGUCGCAGUACAAAAACAUGGCGCCUUGCCACCUGCCUACCAUCCUGCUACCCAGUAUGGAACCUCUCCGAGCCCUGAAGUAUAGAAAAGCGACCACCAUGGAAGCGCGAAUCGCUCUUAUGGAGAGCGUGACAUCGACAAAGGAGAAAUCCGACGAGGAAUAUUAUGACGAUAUAAAACCCGCAACGUCAAAAAUAUCAAAAGACAAGCGAAAAGUUGCCGAAAAAUCCGAAGAAAUCGACGACGAGAAAGACAUGUCCUUAAAGAGCCCGAGAGUCCUCUUGAAAGUUAAAUCAGAGCAGCAGCUGAUAUCGUCUAUUGCAGAACCGACGCGAAAGGGCGAGCUGAAGAGGGGAUACAGUUACAUGGGCAUCAAGAAUUUAUCGAAGGAUUCUACGAGAAGUACGUUCGAGACUCCUCGAAGCGAGGAGGAAGAUGGGCGAGAAAAAGUAAUCUUUUUGGAGAAGUCGCCGAAAUUUCGCGAUUUUUGA
Messenger RNA from Linepithema humile (Argentine ant), 2295 nucleotides. The record is from RefSeq and is a predicted model, not a curated record. NCBI's taxonomy places the organism in Eukaryota, Metazoa, Arthropoda, Insecta, Hymenoptera, Formicidae.